GGACGGUUGACCUGCUAGGGUAAGGUGGACUUGGAAGUUGUACGGACUACGCGAUCAUUUUCUGGUGGCCGUUGGAUUUUCAAUUCAAUGAAAGAGCAAAACGCCGACGAGACGAACAAUGUUGUUGGAAACACAGCGGAAAAUAACAAUCUCACAGUCCAAUCUGUUCCUUGUCCUUCUUCGGAGUCGACCCAACAACAACAAUAUUCAGAAGAAGAAGAAGAAUUGCGGAAGCUUCUAGUUCCAGAUGUACAAAGUCUUCCUCUCGCUCCUCCUUGUGCUGUUGAAUCCAACUUCGCUGUCUACUUUUAUCCAGAUUUCAUGAAACCAGGACAUGAUCAGUAUGUUUAUCGCCACGUCAAUGGCUUGUGCGUGAUCGGCUUGGCACCUACCCACCUGGCUUUUAGAGAUAAAGGAGGAGUUACGGCUGUUGAUUUUAAUGUUGGAAAGUCUGAUCGUAGUGGGAUUAAAGUCACGGGCAAGCGCAAGAAGAAUGCGCAACAUUUUGAGUCCAACACGGCUUUGUGUAAAGUUUGCACCAACGAUGCUUCUUAUAUUGCAAGGUGCUGUGUGAAAGGCUCUCUCUUAGAAGUGAAUGAUAGGUUAAUCAAGCAACCAGAAUUACUUAAUUCAUCGGCAGAUAGGGAAGGAUACAUAGCAAUUAUUAUGCCAAAACCAGCAGAUUGGCUUAAGGUCAAGCCAUUGUUAUUUGGCUUUGAAGACUACAAGAAAUUGAAACAAGUUUGAUGACUCAUGGAAAUACUUGCACUAGAACUCCAAUUUUAAUGCGAGCCCUGGGUCCCACCCCUUUGUGUCUCUCUAUUCGGCUGGGGCCGGAUCGGCCUAAAAGAAAUUUUCUUUCAAAUGCUUUUAAUUGCAAUGUGGUUAGUUGCUCGUCUUGUGGUUAUUGUUAAAUUUUGCUCCCUCAAUUCUUCAUUUGACUGGCACAAAGAAGAGAUUGUAGGAAGUCUCCAACAAUUUUUAGAUCAAGUUCUAUACAACAAUUUGUUUGCGUGUACAUUUGACUCACUAAAAAUUAGAAUGCUUUAAACUUGUGCAAGCCAAUCCUAUGAAUUACUUUCUUCUUCAA
This is a messenger RNA of Cornus florida, 1090 nucleotides long. RefSeq lists its product as uncharacterized. The record is from RefSeq and is a predicted model, not a curated record. Bases 88 to 747 code for a protein of 219 amino acids. Lineage: Eukaryota; Viridiplantae; Streptophyta; Magnoliopsida; Cornales; Cornaceae. The transcript is spliced from 6 exons. Gene Ontology annotation, cellular component: nucleus.